Nymphaea colorata (pocket water lily) is the source of this 453-nucleotide messenger RNA. Its product is annotated as receptor like protein 29-like. The record is from RefSeq and is a predicted model, not a curated record. The transcript has a single exon. Gene Ontology annotation, molecular function: protein binding. NCBI's taxonomy places the organism in Eukaryota, Viridiplantae, Streptophyta, Magnoliopsida, Nymphaeales, Nymphaeaceae. The coding region runs from base 1 to 453 and encodes 150 amino acids.
AUGGGAGGGUUGGUCAGCCUCGAUUUGGCCUACACUUGGCUCGUUGGCACUAUCCCGGCUUCCAUGGCUCGCCUGUGCAACCUGACCUACCUGUCCCUAAACCACAACGGGCCCACUGAGGCCAUACCAUCUGGACUCGGUGGGCUUCCCUUGAUUCACGACCUCGACCUCAACUACAACCGGCUCAGGGGGCAGGUGCCGUUCCGGAAGGAGGUGGUGGAGCGGUUGGGCCCCAAGCUCAAGCUCACCGGAAACGACGGCCUGUGUCUCGGCUCGGAGAUUGUCGGCACCGGCUUGGUCAGGUUGGACGUCGAUGGCUGCAUCUCUGACAACGUUGCCCAGUCGUUGGCCCGUGAUGGCUCAGUGGUGAGCUCGAGCGGGUCGAGUCUCAGAUUGGAUUCUUGGUACAGUGUGGCUCUGGCCCUGCUGCCUGCUAACCUCCUCACGUUAUGA